GCCGCCUCUGUCCCUCGGCUUCCUCCCGCGCCGUCUCUACAGCCGGCCCAAAGAGAGCGAGGAGCCCGAAAACGCCGAGCCGCUGUCCUUCACCAAGAGCCCCGCCAACCCCCGCCGGUGGAGCACGCGGCAAUCCAUGGGCAGCGACCAGCAGCAGCCCCUCUGGCGGGCCAUGCUGAUCAGCCUGAGCAUUGCGCUGCUCCUCCUCUGGUGCGUUUUGCGCCCCGAGACCGAGGUGGACCGGCAGGCCGAAGAAUUCUUGCAACGCUUGCAGAUUAUACCGCAACAGGAACCGCCCCCUUCCAUCCCUUCGGGGGAGGACGAGAAGAAGCCUUAACUCGGACAUGGGGAGGAUCAGGAAGCCUACCAGGGCAAGGAUGGGCAGGGCUGGCCCAGCUGCUUGCCCGGGGGAAGAGGAAAAUGAUUGAUGACGGUUGAUAAGAGAGAAGGCUGAGCUCAGGAAACGGCUCUUUAAAAUGAACUAUGCCCAACUUGGGUGAAUUGCGAAUUGAAGUGGCCUAUCUCCUGCGUGCCCCCCCGUUUAUUUAAAAAAAAAACCAGUGAAAAGGAGAUUGAGUUCCCCCAAACUUUUCUCAGUUGGGGGAUGAGGCUGAAGGGCGGCAAAACACCAUAUAUAUAU
This is a messenger RNA of Thamnophis sirtalis, 640 nucleotides long. NCBI's taxonomy places the organism in Eukaryota, Metazoa, Chordata, Lepidosauria, Squamata, Natricidae. The record is from RefSeq and is a predicted model, not a curated record.